AUGUCCGGCAAAGUCCCUCAUGCCGCCUUUUGUGAGGAGUACGACGAAGACGCCCAUGUUAUUCUCCCCGGUUCCCGUCAAGUCGCCAACGUCGCUGCCAAACGCUCCAAAUCCGACUUGAGAUCGCCGUCGGAGCCCCUGGUCGACAUUGCCAGUGAUUCCGGUUAUUCCAGUCGUACCGCCGCUACCGUCAACAGCACCCAAUCUGGCCCGUCGGGCUGGAAAAGUCCUGUGCCUCUUAAGGUCGACACCUCGCUCAAGAGAUCUGACCUCGAUCGUGUGCGCUCCCAUCGCAAAGAACGUCCCAGGGAACGAGUCGCUCGCCCGGCGCGGGAGGAGAAGAUGCAGGUUGGUGCCUAUCCGCCCGGCGUCGGUCAUCAUCCCCCGCCGCCUCCUAUGCAACGGUCUCCCUCGCGGUCUCGUAGUAGGCGCGAGAGCGCUCAUGUACGGCACUAUCCGGGGACCUGCUGGGAGUGCGACCAGGGCUUGUACCACUCCUCGACGCCCGCCGAACCGCGAUCCGCCAUGGACUAUCCACCUUACUACGUGUCCCAGCCAUCCACCCCUUCCGUACACGACUUCCCUCCACCCUCGCCCCAGACGUCGCGGUAUCCGCCCUCGGUCAGCUCCGACGUCCACGUCGCCUCCCACAGCAGCCGACCGCACGGCCGCAGCGGUCGGUCAGACACCUACCAUGCCACCAAUCGACCGAUGAGUUUCCACGGCAUGAUGCCCGGCAUGAUGUAUAACUCGAGCCACCUGGGUCGUCCGGACCAUGGCCCGCCCUUGUCCUCGUCGGCCUACGCCAACACUCCGCCGUACGCCUCCUCGUACUACUCCCAGCAAUCGCCCUACUUCCCCGUGCCGGACUACGCCCCGUCCGAGCAUCAUCCCCAGGAACGGUCGCUGUCCCGCACGCGAGAGCACGGUCGCGGCCGCGGGUCGUCCACGUACGGAGCCCCCGUGGUGGAUUACGACCACGCCUCGGCCUAUGACGAGGAUGAACCCGUCGAGCACGUCCCCAGCCGCGAGCCCCGACCGCGCCUCCCCUCCCAUUCGUCCCACGAGCGCGAUGAGGAUUACUACCGCAUGCCGCCGCCGCCGAUGAAGCACAAGGCCACGCCCCACAUCAUCCAGAAGCGCCCGGAGCCGCGCAAAUCGGCCACCACGCCCGCCAUCAUCUCGGAACGUCGCCCGUCACGGUCGAUGGAUCUGUCGGAGAUGCGGGAUGCCUUGCCUGAGUACGGCUACCGGCGCUCGUCGCGGGAGACGGUGGUGCCCGAGCGCAACCGCAGCCUCCGAGACACUCGCCGCUCCACCUCUUACCAUGACAGCGCGCGUCCGGCCCGGAUUGCCGUGGAGAACUCGCGCCGCCGUCGCCCCACGAUGUACUACAACGACGAGGGGGGCGACGACGUCGAGGAGAAGCAGCGCGAGGCCGAGGAAUACCAGGCCUCGCGUUCCGGCAAGUCGGGCCCGAUGCCGCUGACGGCGGACCUGCUGCGGGCCAAGGCGUCCUCGCAGCGCGCCGAGAGCGACAGCGGUAGCCAGAAAAGCCGCUCCAACAGCAGCCGGGGCAGCGACGCGCGCACGCAGAACGGCAGCGGCGUGGGCACCAACAAGCCCGAGGAUGACAACAAUAUCGUCAUGACCAUGAACGGCGUCACGAUGAGCUUCACGCAGGAGUCGGUGGGUGGGAAGAGGAUCAGCGUUCGGACGGGGGAUACGGGUGCCGUCGAGCUGAACAUCGAAGGGAAGCGACCGCAAAAGUAUCUGACUGGUGGAUCGGACUAUACCGGCAGCGUCGCCCGCCGAGAACUCGAGAGCUCUCGACGCGCUCGGACGGAUCGCAGGUCGGAUCAGGCCAGUCGACGAUCCAGUCGGUCCACCUACAGCGGUCGGACAUACUAG
Molecule: messenger RNA, 1911 nt
Organism: Aspergillus affinis
Lineage: Eukaryota; Fungi; Ascomycota; Eurotiomycetes; Eurotiales; Aspergillaceae
Exons: 1
Coding region: 1-1911 (636 amino acids)
Source: RefSeq, a predicted model, not a curated record